CAUGUGUGUGUUAGGUCUGAUCUGGCUCAACUCAGUUGAAGUUAGAGUUUGCUCUUCUCUCUGUUCCUGUUUGGAUGGUUAUUUCGACGCAAAAUGAUCUUUAUCAUCUAGGAAAAGCCAUAGUCUUCACGAGUUCAAUGGACAAACAUCAAUCGCGCAAAUGGUGAAUUUUAAAUCACAGUUUUGGAUUUUAAGUAAUUUAUUUGCGUGUUUUAUCGUGACGUUGUGAGCAUUAGCUUUAGCUUCGGCUGAACUUCACUGUCACUGAAACUCAACAACGCUGUAACACUCACCAGCUAAAUGGGAAAGUGGAUCACAAGUCUGGUUUGAAACUGAAUCUGGGUCAUUAGAGUUGUAAAUCCUCCAGUCCGACAGCAUGGAUCCGCUGGGCCGGUCCGGAGGGGAGAUUCAGCGUAGAAACCCACAGCAAGACUUUGAGCUGAUCCAAAGAGUUGGCAGUGGAACAUAUGGAGAUGUUUAUAAGGCUCGAAACAUCUCCACUGGAGAACUUGCAGCAGUGAAGAUCAUCAAACUUGAGCCUGGUGAUGAUUUCUCUAUCAUCCAGCAAGAGAUCUUUAUGGUGAAGGAAUGCACCCAUCACAAUAUUGUAGCUUACUUUGGCAGCUACCUCUGCCGCGAGAAAUUGUGGAUUUGUAUGGAAUACUGCGGUGGAGGAUCAUUACAGGACAUAUAUCAUGUUACAGGUCCCCUUACUGAAAUUCAGAUUGCCUAUGUGUGCAGAGAGACAUUACAGGGUUUGGGCUAUCUGCACUCCAAAGGGAAGAUGCACAGAGACAUAAAGGGGGCGAAUAUCUUGCUUACAGACAAUGGAGAUGUCAAAUUAGCUGACUUUGGAGUAGCUGCUAAAAUUACAGCCACCAUGGCAAAGAGGAAAUCCUUCAUUGGGACGCCUUACUGGAUGGCUCCAGAGGUGGCAGCAGUAGAGAAGAAUGGAGGUUAUAAUCAGCUGUGUGAUAUUUGGGCUGUUGGAAUCACAUCCAUAGAACUGGCAGAACUACAGCCUCCCAUGUUUGACCUACAUCCCAUGAGGGCUUUGUUUCUGAUGUCUAAAAGCAAUUUUCAGCCACCCAAGUUAAAGGACAAGACCAAAUGGUCUACUGCUUUCCAUAAUUUUGUUAAAAUUUCCCUCACAAAGAACCCUAAGAAGAGACCAACAGCUGAGAAGCUGCUUACGCAUGUGUAUGUGGCUCAGACUGGGUUGACUCGACGGUUAGCUUUAGAGCUGCUAGAUAAGAUGAACAACCCAGAUAAUCAUCAAUCUCCGUACAACCAGGGAGAUGAAGAUGACCUAGAGCCGCUCGCGGAGCGUCACACCAUUCGCUCGACUCACAACAGGAACUCUCGUGCUGAAAAAACCCGGUCACAGAUUAACUUUGACAAGCUCAAGUUUGAGCCCCCAAUGAAGAAGGAGACCGAAGCGAGAGACGAAAUGGACGUGACUAAAGACAAUAAUUUCUCUUCCCCCUGGAGCCCAUCUGUAGACGGCCCCAUCACCUCCAGGGGCCACUUGGCUCCACUAGAAGAUGUAUUCGAGGAAGUUGAUAUCUCGACUCUUAAACAGGGAAUUCCUCCACCUCUGCCUCCAAAGCCCUCACAGGCUCGACCCGGCAGCGUAUCUGAAGAAUUUGGUUUGAACGACGGCUCGCAGACGGUUCGAAGGUUACCAGGUUCGGAUAAUGGGGCGGUACCGGUGUCUCGCAGACAGAGCACACCUGAGAGAGGAAGCAACGUGGAUAAUAACCAAUCCGAUUACAUGUCUGUGAGCGUCAGCAGCCCUGGUCUGCUCUCACACACCGCUGACCAAGAGGAAGAUUCAGAUGGAGAUGUAAAUGGAGAUGUUACAAAGUCACCUCCCAGUCGCCCCCAGAGGAAAGAGAGAAGAGAUUUCCCUGUAUGUAAACCUGCUAUAAAUGGUCUGCCGCCAACACCUAAAGUCCUGAUGGGAGCUUGUUUCUCAAAGGUGUUUGAUGGUUGUCCACUUAAAAUUAACUGUGCCACUUCAUGGAUUCACCCAGAUACUAAAGACCAGUAUCUGAUAUUUGGCACAGAAGACGGUAUCUAUACUCUGAACCUGAAUGAGCUACAUGAAGCCACCAUGGAGCAGUUGUUUCCACGGCGAUGCACGUGGCUUUACAUAAUCAAUAAUAAUCUGAUGUCAUUAUCAGAAGGGAAGACGUUUCAGUUGUAUUCCCACAAUCUGAUUGGGCUGUUUGAACAGCUCAAGAAACCAGGACUGGCCACUCAGUUCCACACCCACAGGUUCCCUGACAAGAUACUGCCCAGGAGAUUUGCUCUCACCACCAAAAUUCCAGACACCAAGGGUUGCCAUAAGUGUUGCAUCGUGAGGAAUCCCUACACAGGUCAUAAGUAUCUCUGCGGUGCUUUGCAGUCUGGGAUCGUUUUGCUGCAGUGGUACGAGCCCAUGCAGAGAUUCAUGCUUAUAAAGCACUUUGAUUUCCCAUUGCCCAGUCCUCUGCGUGUGUUUGAGAUGCUGGUGGUCCCGGAGCAGGAGUAUCCACUGGUGUGUGUGGCAGUCAGUCAGGGCAUGGAGCCUAGCCAGGUUGUUCGCUUUCAAACCAUCAACCUCAACUCCUGCUCAUCCUGGUUCACUGAGAUCGGCUCAGGUGGUAACCAGGUUGAUGCGGUCCAUGUGACGCAGUUAGAGAGAGACACCGUACUCGUAUGCCUGGACAAGAACGUAAAAAUAGUGAACUUGUAUGGAAAGCUGAAGUCUAAUAAGAAACUGGCAUCCGAGCUGAGCUUUGAUUUCUGCGUGGACUCUGUAGUGUGUCUGCAAGACAGUGUUCUGGCCUUCUGGAAGCAUGGGAUGCAGGGAAAGAGUUUUAGGUCAAAUGAGGUGACACAGGAGAUUUCGGACCCGAGCAGAGUGUUCAAACUCCUGGGAUCAGACAGGGUUGUUGUUCUCGAGAGCAGGCCUACAGAUAACCCGACAGCUUUCAGUAACCUAUACAUCUUGGCUGGACACGAGAACAGUUAUUAGCUCCGCCCCCCAGGCAUUCAGACACACUGUACCUGGAGCCAUUGCAAUACACCAUGCAUUUAUUUGGAACGGCACCCAUGAACUGGACAACCACAGCUGAGCUGAUGAGCAGACUGUGUUUAGUGCUAAAUCUCAUUGCAGCCUUAUGCCACUUUCUGUACUCCACCAGAGACCCUUCAGACGUCUCUCCACCUCAGCGAGCUUUCAGAAUCAAACUUUUUGCAAGCGCCCAGUCAAAUUUGUGUAAAUGAAGCAGAAGUGCAAGCAAUAAUGCAAUGCAUUGCAAACUUUUUUAACCUUAUUAAAUAUAACCAUUUUAAAUAUUAAACAAAUAAUAAUAAUGCUGCAAAGAUGCAUUGCUGCUCAUUGUGUGCCAUAUGAGGGAAUGGAUUUAUUAAGUGUAACUAACUUGAGCUUCUAUAAAGUUUGUGUUUAUGGGAAUUUUAAAUGGCAGGUUUGUGUAUCUGCUGUUUGGGGAGAUUUCAAGAGAAGAGAGUGAGUGUUAUUUAUUCAGCUGAGUCAUGCGAGUAAUGCAUUUUGCCCUCAUGUUACUGGAUGAAUAUUUUUCUGCCGCAGGUCAUUUUCUGUUUUCAUUCAUCUUUUAUUUCUAUCUCCAGCUGUGUAAUAUUUUAAAAUACAAGUUAUCUCUUUUAAACGUAUCUUUAAUUCAAUACUUGCACCAUGUAAGCACUUUUGUACAUUCUUUUUUUGUAUUUAAAAAUGACAAAACAUGGGAGAUGUGAGGUUAAUGUGAUAUCUCGUGUAUUUCCGUUGCUUUAGGUUUAAUGUAUGCAGCUUUUGUAAUAAAAAGGCAAUUGUUAACAGUC
Messenger RNA from Paramisgurnus dabryanus, 3849 nucleotides. It is a transcript of the gene map4k5, whose product is annotated as mitogen-activated protein kinase kinase kinase kinase 5. Gene Ontology annotation, biological process: protein phosphorylation; intracellular signal transduction. NCBI's taxonomy places the organism in Eukaryota, Metazoa, Chordata, Actinopteri, Cypriniformes, Cobitidae. The record is from RefSeq and is a predicted model, not a curated record. Gene Ontology annotation, cellular component: cytoplasm. Gene Ontology annotation, molecular function: ATP binding; MAP kinase kinase kinase kinase activity.